CCCCCACCACCAAGUCCGUCCAAUCUCGGUUGUUUUGGAAACACGGCUCUGUACCGAAAUCCGCAUGAUAUUCGUUCACACCACGCCAGAGAUGGACAUGGCGCUGCCUCUUGCAGAUGUCGAGGACUUGGCUAUGGUCUGUGUCGCUCGCUUCGCAGGCUGGACCGGUGUAGCGCAAACGGUUGUCGCGAAGUACCCUUGCAUCAACCCUGGAGUCAGGCCUUGCAUUUCGGAAAUCGAAGGCGUUCGUUAUGGCUUAAAAGCAUGGCGAGCCCAGGAGUCUCUUCGAUUUCAUUAUUCCAACAGGCAGGUCUUUCUUCGAUACAGUUGCUUCAGUCAACAUACAUUCAUUUUUCUCUUAUUACUUUCACUCAUUCAUAUACACUUUCUUUACGUGAUCUGGAAUCACUGAUCGAUACUCACUUCAAACACCACCAACUCUUCAACAAACCUUCAAGAUGCUCGCAAAGACACUUCUCACCACGGCUCUCAUCUCCGCCGUCUCGGCUCACCAGAACUGGCACCAGCUGUGGAUCAACGAUGUGACUCCCGGUUAUCAGACCGGCAUCAGGAUGCCUCCUUCCAACAGCCCUGUCACAGACUUGACCAGCAACGACUUGGCCUGCAACGUCAAUGGCAGCAUAGUUCCUUCCGGCGUCGAGACCGUCGCGGCCAGCGAGGGAGACACCAUCAAGGUGCAGUGGGACAGCUCCAGCCACCCUGGACCCAUUACACACUUCCUGUACGGUCCCGUCGACGAUGCGUCCCAGGCAACUGGUAUUGGCGCCGGCUGGUUUAAGAUCGACGAAGUCGACGCUGUUGAUGGAGAGUGGGCCAACGCGAUCAUGUUGGCAAACAACAUGACCCAUGAGUUCAAGCUCCCCACUGGUCUCGCAAGCGGCGAGUACCUACUCCGCUCCGAGAUGCUUGCUCUCCACGGCUCCCAGACUAUCGGUGGCGCCCAGUUCUACAUCGGAUGCGCUCAGUUGAAGAUCACCGGAACGGGUAGCGCUGGUGCCUGUGGCCCUACGAUCUCUCUUCCUGGCGCCUACAAGGCUGAGGACGAUGACAUCUACAUCCCCAACGUCUACAACGGCUUCGACAUCAGCACCUACUCUGCGCCUGGUGGCCCGGUUGCUACUUGCGGUGGCUCCAGCAACUCUACUCCCGUUGCCUCAGCUGCCCCUUCGGCUGGCAACUCUACCGUUGUUGCUUCCGCUACGGUUGCCCCAGUCGCGUCUUCUGCUGUCCCAACUUCUGUGGUCGCCGAGACUCCCGUGGCCGACAGCACUAGCUACGCAUCUCCUCCGAUCGUAGAGGUCACCUCCGCGCCCGUUGCAACUGCCUUCCCAUCUGCUGUCCUCUCGACCGUCGCACCCGCUAGCAACGUGACCUACGUCGUUCCUACUCUUAUCCCCACCACCUUUGCGACCCUCGUCAAGCCCUCUUCCCAGCUUGCUGCUCCUACUGGUGGCAGCAGCUCCGGCGUUGCUCAGAAGUACUACCAGUGCGGCGGAAAGAACUGGAGUGGAGCUACUGCCUGCGUUGUGGGUACGAGCUGUGUCAAGCAGAACGAAUUCUACAGCCAGUGCCUGAGUGUGUAA
Dothidotthia symphoricarpi CBS 119687 is the source of this 1604-nucleotide messenger RNA. Its product is annotated as carbohydrate-binding module family 1 protein. Gene Ontology annotation, biological process: carbohydrate metabolic process. The coding region runs from base 459 to 1604 and encodes 381 amino acids. The transcript has 2 exons. Gene Ontology annotation, molecular function: cellulose binding. The record is from RefSeq and is a predicted model, not a curated record. NCBI's taxonomy places the organism in Eukaryota, Fungi, Ascomycota, Dothideomycetes, Pleosporales, Dothidotthiaceae. Gene Ontology annotation, cellular component: extracellular region.